CUGGAUACUCUCGUAUAAAACAUGAUUCAGAAAUACAGAAUACAAUGCCACAUCCCGAAAGACAAAAUUCCAUUGUCAAUUGUGAUCCUCAGUCUUUUUAUUCACCAUGGUCUCAUAAAGUGUUUCGGGCAUCAAAUCAAUCACCAACAAGUAAUGAUAUGCAGAUGGGAAUUAGAAAUUGCUCUGAAAAUGAUGGAUUUCUUAACCCUUCAAAUGCAUUAAUAUCAAGUGAUCAAAUGCCAACAUUUAAUCCAAAUUGUCCCAUAACAGAGAGAUCAGCUUUAGAUGAUUUAGUAUCAAAAAUUGUUGAUGAGGAUCAAUACAGUAAUAAUGGAUUGGCUGAGCAUCCAGAAACUUUUGCACUAUAUUCAAAUAAUGAUGUAUUUUCUACAUUUGAUGGGUAAGCUAUUUUUUUAUUA
Centruroides sculpturatus (bark scorpion) is the source of this 419-nucleotide messenger RNA. RefSeq lists its product as uncharacterized. The transcript is spliced from 2 exons. Lineage: Eukaryota; Metazoa; Arthropoda; Arachnida; Scorpiones; Buthidae. The record is from RefSeq and is a predicted model, not a curated record. The coding region runs from base 45 to 404 and encodes 119 amino acids.